Aspergillus heteromorphus CBS 117.55 is the source of this 1320-nucleotide messenger RNA. RefSeq names its product glutaredoxin. Gene Ontology annotation, biological process: cellular response to oxidative stress. Gene Ontology annotation, molecular function: glutathione disulfide oxidoreductase activity. Lineage: Eukaryota; Fungi; Ascomycota; Eurotiomycetes; Eurotiales; Aspergillaceae. Gene Ontology annotation, cellular component: cis-Golgi network; Golgi lumen; fungal-type vacuole. The coding region runs from base 399 to 1154 and encodes 251 amino acids. The transcript is spliced from 3 exons. The record is from RefSeq and is a predicted model, not a curated record.
CUCGGCCGUUCCUCCGAGUCCCCUUCCACCAACCCCCCCCCACUCUCCCUCCCCAUGGGAUCAUUCAGGAGCAGCACCGUCAUCUGUUUGGUCUGCAGGAUAUUCUAUUAUCCUGUGCGCCCCCUUUUUUUGUUAUUCGCCUAGUGCAGGGAUCAGUAUUUGCCUGCUCGGUCAAUGUCCAGCCAUUCUUGGUUUUGGCACUGCACCUAUGACUGACCUGCCGGCUCAACCGGCCUACUCUUGAACCACCCCGGCGAAUGCGCGGAGCAGCUUGCUAAAUUGAGAUCCGGUCUCUGCGGAACUAAAAUACUUAGGACUGUCUAGAGACGAAGAACCAGUCGAAACGCGUUCGCAUCAGCUCAAUCAAUCGUAUCGGGCAACGUGUCUCCUGUUUUAAGAUGUUUUCGCAACGGCGCAUGAGGCUUUUGGCCAUUGCCGUAGUAAUGAUGGUCGUCAUGGCCUUCUACUAUUCGAGCGAAGCGCGGAGUGUCCAGAACCAACGAUUCUAUCGCUCGACUGUGGCCGCGAUGGAGGCUCGAAAACAAGCCAAAGAGGCGGAAUCUGCAGCGAACAUUCCGAUUCAAAAAGAGCGGCCUAGUUGGAAUGGUGCCAAGGAAGAGGUGAAGGCCGUGUCGGACAACGACAGGGAAGCACCGGCUAUUCCCAAAGCCAAUGUCGCGGACGACGUGGAAGAGAUCCCGAUCGCAGGCCGGACGAAGAUAACCGUCCCUAAAAACCGAAACGAUCCAGAGAAAGAGAAACCUGUCCAGGUCCAGGCGCCGGAGCAGCCCGAGGCCGAUAAUCAUGCGAACGCGGUGGCUGAGCUGAAUGGGAUAUUGAAACGGGCCCCCAUUAUUAUCUUUUCGAAAUCCUACUGCCCCCACAGCGCCAGAGCGAAGUCCAUCCUGCUGGAGAAGUACUCGAUCGUCCCCGCGCCAUUUGUGGUGGAAUUGGACCAGCAUGAGCUGGGCCAACCGCUGCAGACUUUACUGGGGGAGAAUACCGGCCGCCGCACUGUCCCAAACGUGUUGGUCAAUGGGAAAAGCAUUGGAGGAGGGGACGAUGUGGCGGCACUCGACCAAAAGGACGAAUUGGCAUCAACAUUGAAAAGUUUGGGUGGGAAGUGGGUCCAAGAAGCCCGCCGCAAAGAAUGAAGCGACUAUCUACUAGUACUAGACUUGGAUGUAUGUGUUUCUAAGCUGCCAGAACAGGGCCUUGUUGGCAAAGGAUUGGUUCCAUGGGGGUUUGUGCGUUUCGCAUUCUCAGUAGGAGUAUAGAUAUAUCAACCAUUCCCAAGCAUUUAGUGAACUUGGUAAUAAU